GAAAUUGGAAAUGCUUCGCGCAACGUCUGCUUCAUUAGCUCGCCCCGUUGUGAAUCGUAAGCGGCCUCAAUUAUGGGGUGCCCCAGGGGCUCCAAUCAUUCGCAUGCGCGGACAUCACGUCGUGUGGAAGUUCCAAUCCUAUGAUAUCUUUGUUGAGCACACGCACACGCGUCGCAACUCUGAUUUGCGUCUGCUGCACUAUCUCGGGAAGCAUUGCCCGCACCCGCAAAAGUCCUUAUGGUCGCCUGACACUCCUGUCAUGCAGGAUCGUCAUCUUUUUAUGCUUACUACUAUUGAUAUCGACGCUUUUAAAUACUGGUUUGGUGUGAAACGCUGUAGGUUGUCUGUUGGGCCGUGGAAUAUUCUAGCAAAGUCGGGACUGUUGCCGCCGUCGUACCGGCAAAAUUCCAAAAUUAUGCCCAAACCCAUUUUUGACAAGGCACACUUAAUGCGAUACUUCUUGGCAAAUCGAAAAGAUCAACGCGUGGUAGAACGAGAGGACUACCUCAAUUACCAAAAUAGCAUGAUAAAGACAGCUGAGGAGCGAGCUGCUGAGCGACCUGUUGCACCAUAUUUGUAGCUCAAUUCAAAGAUUUUAAAUCAUUUUGUCCACUAGGGUGAGCCGUUAGUGGUCGGUGACGUUGGCAAAAGUAAAACAUGAACGCAUCACAAACGACCCAUGUGAAGUUGUAUAGAUGUUGACGUGUUUGUACUUUUAUCUUGUGAUUUCACGAAA
Phytomonas sp. EM1 is the source of this 736-nucleotide messenger RNA. Lineage: Eukaryota; Euglenozoa; Kinetoplastea; Trypanosomatida; Trypanosomatidae. The record is from the annotation of a GenBank genome assembly.